AUGAUGAAGAUGAACCGUGUGAUGUGUGUGUUGGCCGUUCUGCUGUGCAUCGCCUGCGGGUAUGCCAUGGCGGCUUCUGCUGCGGACGUUAAAGGAAAUGAGAAGAACCUUGCGGUCAGAGAAAAUCCAGACUUACAAGAUCCAGGACAUGAGGGGCCUGUGGGGGAUGAAAGCGUUGUGCCAGGGCCAGACACAGGAAUAGAAAACCCAGAUGAACUCCCAGGUAAUACAGAACCAGAGGAUCAACACCCAGACACGGAAGUAGGAGGUCCAGGUGGUGAAACUCCAGAACAAGGUAGUCCUGAGGAUGGUGAAGAGGAUAAUGAUGAUGAAGAUCAAGAAACAUUACCAAAACCAGAUGCGCCUGGCGCAGGUGGUGAUGGUCCAACUGAUGAGGAUGAAGAAAAAGAAGACCAAGAGGGAGAUGCAACUGGCCCUCAGAAACCUCCCGCAGAAAAACCAGAAGAAAACGACCCACAACCUCCUGCAGGAGAUCAAGAAACCCCCAGCGAGAAACCAUCAACACAAGAACCCACUUCCACUAAUGCACCAAGCAACNAAAUGAGAAGAACCCUUCGGUCAGAGAUGAUACACUACACGAGGGAGGGGCAAGCGGUGUGCCAGGGCAAGGUGAUCAGUCACAGAAUGACCCACCAAAAGAUCCACAAGAACCAGAGGAGGAGGAAGGAGAAGAUGAGGAUGAAGAUGACACAUUAA
Messenger RNA from Trypanosoma theileri, 717 nucleotides. RefSeq lists its product as uncharacterized. The coding region runs from base 1 to 717 and encodes 238 amino acids. The record is from RefSeq and is a predicted model, not a curated record. The transcript has a single exon. NCBI's taxonomy places the organism in Eukaryota, Euglenozoa, Kinetoplastea, Trypanosomatida, Trypanosomatidae.